UCAUGGAUGCCGACGAAGUUGCCGCUCUUGUUAUUGACAAUGGCUCCGGUAUGUGCAAAGCCGGUUUCGCUGGCGAUGAUGCUCCACGCGCUGUUUUCCCUUCUAUUGUAGGCCGCCCUCGCCAUCAUGGUGUAAUGGUUGGCAUGGGUCAGAAAGAUUCAUACGUAGGGGAUGAAGCUCAAUCUAAACGUGGUAUUCUUACUCUUAAAUAUCCUAUUGAGCAUGGUAUUGUGACGAAUUGGGAUGACAUGGAAAAAAUUUGGCAUCAUACAUUUUACAACGAACUUCGUGUUGCUCCCGAGGAACAUCCUGUGCUCUUGACUGAAGCGCCUCUCAAUCCUAAAUCUAAUCGUGAGAAGAUGACUCAAAUCAUGUUUGAAACUUUUAAUGCGCCAGCUUUUUAUGUUGCAAUUCAAGCCGUUCUUUCAUUGUAUGCAUCUGGUCGUACCACUGGUAUUGUUCUUGACUCUGGUGAUGGUGUCACUCAUACUGUACCAAUCUAUGAAGGUUAUGCUCUUCCCCAUGCUAUUCUCCGUCUCGAUUUAGCUGGUCGUGAUUUGACCAACUACCUUAUGACGAUCCUUAUGGAACGUGGUUAUUCAUUCACGACCACUGCCGAACGUGAAAUUGUUCGUGAUAUUAAAGAAAAACUCUGUUAUGUUGCUUUGGAUUUUGAGCAAGAAAUGCAAACUGCUGCUCAAUCAUCUGCUUUGGAGAAAUCUUAUGAAUUGCCAGACGGUCAAGUUAUUACUAUUGGUAAUGAACG
This is a messenger RNA of Dentiscutata heterogama, 766 nucleotides long. The record is from the annotation of a GenBank genome assembly. Lineage: Eukaryota; Fungi; Glomeromycota; Glomeromycetes; Diversisporales; Gigasporaceae.